GAAAUAAUCAUUAAAAUAAUCAUUCUUUAGAAUUCAAUGUUGUAUCGGCGAACCACGCAGAGUAUAAAUUACAAAAACGCCCGAGAAUUUUUGUCGCUUUUAGAAAUCAUCGUGUUUUCGAAAUAAUAACAAUACUAUAUACAAUUUUUUUUUUAAAAAACACAAAAAAUGAAUAGCUUUUCCACGGUGACCACAUUAGUGGUCUUGAUGAUUUUUUCAGCCAACACGUCAGUGAGUAUUUAAUAAUAUUGUAUUGUAAUAAUUAUGUUUCUCAGAUAUAUUUCACUUACUAUUUUAUAUUAUUAUUUAGUACGUUUUUUUCCCGUAAUCGUAAAACUCCGCGUUUCAGGUUAAACCUAACUGCAAUAAUGUUAGAAUAUUAUAAUCACUCAAUUAUACGCGCAUUUCGGUUUUUAAUGGCAAGCACGAUAUCAUAAUUAUAUUAGUCUUUAAUGUCGGGUCACAUAAACAAUUAUUAACUGGUAAGUUAUCGAACCGAUAACAUCGUAAUCGGUUCGAUAAAGUUAUUAGCUAUUGCAGAGACGGCUUUUGUCUUGUAUCAAUCUGACAAAAUAUAACCUCUUAUCGGAUCGAUAAUUUGUAGGCCCGAUUUUGGUUCGGUAAAUAUUAAAAAUAGUCCCAUAACUUAAUUAAACUGUUAACGCGAUUUAGGUAACUGUCAGUUUUUUGCACAUUUUUCUUAUCGUAUGAAUUUCAAAACUCAUUUUUAACUAUUUUUAUAACUUAUGCACGAUGAAUCAAUUUUUCCUUAUAAUCAUGAUAAAGAACGAAUUGGUAACCGUAUACUAAAGAACUACAACGAUGGCAAAUUUUAUAUAAUUUUAUGCAAUAGUAAAUAAUUUUUUGGACACAAUAUAAUAUUAUUUAUCUAAUGGUAUGCGAAUAUCCGUAGAUUGUCGAAUUAUUUUUAUAGAUCGUUUAUACAUACCGACAUAAAUCUUACAACUCUAAAAUAUUACACGAAUACAGGGUGUUUUAUGAAAAUAUAUCCAUUUUAAUAUCCCUAGAGACAACAAAGAUAAUUCAUAAUCAAAUUCUGUUGUUUUUUUUUUUUUUUUUUUAUUAUUAACCACCGGGAUAAGGACUAAAAAUAUUUAUAUUGCAAUUAAUUCUUUUAUGCUUUGAUAAAAUAACUUUUUAUUUUAUUAUUUUUGAAAAAUUUGAAGAUAACCAUUUUAUAGAGUUUAUUUUUCUGAACAUUUGUAUUUAUCAACUUUUUAUUUUCAUUAAAUUCGUGAUUUUUAAUAAUUUUUUAGAGUAAAAAGUUAAAUAAGUUGAAAGUACCUAUAAAUAUACAGCAAGCUGUAAUCGUAUUCUCUAAUUGAUUAUUAUUAUUAUUACGAAUAAUUGAAUGUACACUUCUUUUUUCUGAACUAAAAAACAAUUAAAUAUUACAAUGGAUAUAUCUCCGAGGAUCGCCUUGCAUGUAUGAUAUGUGUAUCAUAAUGUAAAUACAAUGAAAUACAAAAUCCUCCUUUAUAGGUAAUGUCGUUGUAUUAUAAUUUUUAUAAUUUACCCUUAAUUUUAAAGCCCACGUGAUUUUUCCAUUUUUAUUCACCUUGUCUAUACGUUUAAAAAAAAAAAAAACAUUUUUGGACUAAAAACUCAAAAAACUCAAAAAAAAACAAAAUCAAAUAUUAAAAAAAACCGCCAAGUCCACGAUUUCACAAAUUUCAUUGAUGGUUAUACUUGUGCAAUAAUUAUAAACCAAACGUAAUUAAGAAAACACCCAUAUUCCCUGUUCCCCGCAUUCUUGGUAAAACUGGAUUAUGGGGAAGGAAAUUACGGUCUGAAGCUCAAUUACUACAAGUACUAAAAUUUUUGCUUCUUUUAUUUAAAUUUAUUUUUUAUUUUUAAAUUCCGAUUUAGCGAAGAAACUAUUAGUUUUACAAAAAUUUAGUUUUUUUUCUCAGAAAAUGCUUUUCGGUCAAUAAAUACUUUCAAUUAUUUCAUGUCAUACUUUAAAGAUGCGCAGUUUUCCCCUAAUGACGCUUUAUUUGAAACAUUAAUUUCGUUUUUCAGAAAUUUCCCCUUAGGUCAUUUUUUUAAUUUUUUCAAUUUACAACUUUCAAGUAUCGAUUAUAUUGUACGAUAUAACAUAAUUACUGCCGUUAAUACUACCCAAAUAUAUACCAAAUAAAAAAAAAUCUCAAUUAAAAAAAAUUCUUGAUUUGAGUAAAAGGUAUUCACCAAGUGUGUAAUAUCCCCUCCUACCCCUUAAACUGAGACGGUAAUAAGACCUAUAAUCUUGAGAUCGUUUGUAAUUGUCUAUUUUCACAAUGGUGUGUUGCAUUUGUCUUUUAGGCCCAACAACAAGAAGAUCCAAAAAUCUGCCGCAUCAAGUACCGCUUGCACGAAAAUUUGGCCACAAUACUGCAGAACCCCUGGGGCUUGCAAAUACUCAAUGAUUCCCGACAGAACAUGAUGAACAUAUGCAUGGACUCGCAGGCACAUAACGCCAUCAUAGGCCUACUGGAUGGGAUUACGGACGUGACCACUAACCCGAACGUCUCGCGGACCAUAGGAAACAUGUUUUUUUGGACCAGAAAGGUGAUGAAGGACAAGAAUUUCCAAAACGUAUGGCUCCAAACAAUGAUCGGCGUCAACAAUUUAUUCAAACGCCAAAAGCCUGCCAAAAAGGUGGUGAUAGCGUUACUCAAUAGUUUGGACAGGUUUUUGGUGACUGAUCAAUUCGAUGAAAAGUUCGAAAAAGUCGUCGAAAAAUUGACUCAGAUAGUUAGUUUACAAAUUAACGAGGAGAGUUCGGAUGAUAUCUAAUUCGAACCAGAGGCACCCUUCAGAAAACCCAUUUCACGUUCAAAACCGUCUAGAACCGACAGUAAACGUCGUUGAUCGCUUUGGUCAAACUCACGUUCACUAUAUACAGCAACUGUGUAGAAAAAUAAAAAAUUAAUGUGUCCACGUGUUUAUAUAAAAUAAAUCAUUUUCAAAUAUUUUUACUAGGUUAAUUUAUACACUUAUUAUUAUAUUGUAUGUACCAGAAAACCUUUCCGACCUUGCUUCUAUUGUGUUAAACAUAUUUCCUCUCCCAAAUAACAAUAAUACUUUUUUCUAACAUAAAAAUUAUAAUAUGAUAUCUUUACCACCGACA
This is a messenger RNA of Cinara cedri, 3133 nucleotides long. The record is from the annotation of a GenBank genome assembly. NCBI's taxonomy places the organism in Eukaryota, Metazoa, Arthropoda, Insecta, Hemiptera, Aphididae.